Messenger RNA from Phalaenopsis equestris, 627 nucleotides. Its product is annotated as UDP-glycosyltransferase 84A1-like. The annotation marks the transcript as partial. The record is from RefSeq and is a predicted model, not a curated record. NCBI's taxonomy places the organism in Eukaryota, Viridiplantae, Streptophyta, Magnoliopsida, Asparagales, Orchidaceae. The transcript has a single exon.
CUCUCCCUCCUCAUUCACCGCCAAACCCUAGCCGGCCGACCCAUCUCCUGCCUCAUCAACAACCCCUUUCUUCCAUGGGCUCUCGACGUCGCCGAACAUUUCGGAAUCCCGGCCGCCGUUUUAUGGGUCCAGUCCUGCGCCGUCUUCUCCACCUACUACCAUUACCACCACAAACCCUCGGAUUUCCCGUCGGAAGGAAACCCUGAUGUCACGGUGAGUCUACCGGGCCUCCCGCCCAUGCGGCCCGACGACCUGCCCACAUUUCUCCUCCCUUCGAACCCAUAUAAGCCUCUUAAAAAUGUCAUUUUGGGCCAGUUCAAGAACAUCUCGAAGGCCCGAUGGGUUUUCGCCAACUCCUUCGAGGCGUUGGAGAGCGAUGCUUUCAAGGCUAUUGAGGGGAUAUCGCCGGUGAUACCUGUGGGGCCGCUGGUUGAGUCUGGUGAGCCGCAGGAGGAGAUUAAGGCCGAUUUGUGGAAGGCAGCGGAUGGCUGUAUUGGGUGGCUUGAUAGGCAGGAGAAGAGAUCUGUCGUGUAUGUAUCGAUGGGGAGCAUAGUUAUGUUGAGUUCGGAUGAGAUGCAUGAGCUCGCUUUUGGGCUUAAGAACUCCGGCUGGCCUUUUCUUUGGGUG